UUGCUUCCUUCUUCAUGGCAGCAAUACAAGAAGCUUGCAGAAAGGUACCAUCCAAAACAGCAUGAUUGCACCCUAGACACAUUAUUCUGAUUUUGAACGGGUUUUUCACCUCGUUUUGAAGAAUUCUGGAAUACAGAAAAUGCCGACAGUGCUUGGAUAUGCCUCAGUGGUGGUGGUGGCCUAGUUCAGGUACACGAGGUGCUUCAUACUCUUCCACCUCCAUCAAUUCAUGAGGUCAAAAGUCAACUGAAGGAUCCAAGCUUUGAACAUAAAGCAGAAGGCAAACCUAAAGCCUAAUGUUGUUGGCUGACUCUUGAUUCAAGGAUGAUAUCUACUCAGGGUUGCGAGUUUCUUCAAGGGAUCUUCACAUGACCAACAUGGCCAAUUCUCGACUCGCACAUCUUUGGACACAUGGGGCUAAAUGUUCCAUGAGGUUGUGGGAUCCGGAGUUCAGGGUUUGGUUCCUUUAUCUCUCUGCUGCCGCAUUGCCUCAUCAUUAAGACACUGUGAUUCAAAGCAUGAUGCACCUUGAUGGACAAGUUGUCACCAUUUUGAACGAUUGGUAACGAAUUAAGAAAACAGGAGCUGGUGGGGGAGACGCUUUUCAGCCAUCUGGACACACUGUCCAGUCUUUCGUAGGUGAUCUUGCAGGAGUUUUGCCUGAAUGCUGGUGGAGCUGGUUUCAAGAAGGACACUAGUGUUUGUUCGAUGGUCCUCCUUCAGAGGCUGCAGAAGAGGCAUUGCUGAUGGAAUUUCUCUCAAGCUGUGUGUGUGUGUGUGUGUGUGUGUGUCCAAGUGGUUAUGGUACUGGUUUUGUAACCCCAAGAUCAAGAGUUCAAAUCUCACAAUGGCAAACUAUGAAACAAUGUAACUUCAUCUGAAACAGAUGGAAACAGGUUUGUACUCGAAAGAAUUACAGCAUAUACAGAGCCAGAGAAAUGUGAAGAAGGAGGUUGUGGCAUGUCUUUGUAAUGUGGCGUGGCUUUGCACACCUAUAAAUUGACGAUCAUGGGGGAUAUGAAAACCCCAGAUUUCGAUGACCUGCUUGCUGCUUUUGACAUCCCAGAUAUGCAGGUUGACCCUAAAGCAGCAAUUGAAUCUGCACAUGAUGAGAAUGAAGGGCAACUGAAACAGAGCAUCCCUGUGGAUGAGGAUGCCCAGGUCCCCUCGGCACCCGAUGGGGUAGUGAGUGUGAUUGUAAAAAACAUCCGAACUCUUGAUUCAUGCGAGACUGCGGCCACAACGACGGAAACCUCAGCCCUAGAUAAAGAAAAUCAUCAUUCUUCGGGCAAUGGCUUACACAAUGGCUUCCUCAGCGUGACAACCCUCGAUGGGUAUUCUAAAGAUGCGGACAGUAAGUCAGUCAGGUGCGAGGGCCCACCGGGGACCGAAGCAAAACUAGAUUUGUCGCGAGCCGAGAUCAUUGAUAGCCCAGGUACCGGACUCAAAGAUUCUGCGUUUAAUCAGUUCAGCCCCAUUUCUAGUGCGGAAGAGUUUGAGGAUGAUGAUAAAAUAGAAGUUGAUGAUCCUCCACAUGUCAAAGAGGAGAGCCAUCCAGUUUUUCAAGCGAACGUACUUCCAGGUCCGACUGCUGAGCGAGAAUGUGAGAAGACGAGGAAGCCAGGAGGGGAGAACGCGGUCAAGCAGGAAGUGUCCAUCCCAGAUGCUGAAGAAAAGGGUAAGAUAUUGAAAAGCAACAGAGAGAGUGAAAGCCCCAGUGUUAAUUCAGGGAUUCUUGAGACAUUUAAGGUCCGCAAUGUGGAUGAGAAAUUGUCUGACGAGGAUGCUGAAAAGAGUUUUAAAAGUUCCUCUGAAAAGCAGCUUGAUAACAGAGUCCUCGAUGGCAAAAGUGGUGAGAAAACCGGAGUGAAUGUUACUUGUUCUUCAAAUCUUAGGGCUAAGUCCUCCUCCAAGCUUUCCUCGUGCAUUGCAGCAAUUGCCGCUUUGAAUGCUAAAAAGGCUGCAGCAGAUACCAAUAAGGAACCUCAGCCUGUCUCUAGGGGGCCUUCUCCGGUUUUAAAAGAAUCUAGAGAAAGCCCUAGAGUCACUGAAAAAUCUCCAGAGGGCCCUCAGAGCCCAAUGGAAGUGGUGAAGAAAGUAGCCAUCAAACAGCCCGAUAGCCCCAGGAGCGUGUCAAGUGAAAGUAGCAUGAAAGGGUCCCCUUCCUCUCCCGCAAGCUCACCGCCUGCAAUCCCCAAGGUCCGCAUCAAGACCAUCAAAACAUCAUCUGGUGAAAUUACCAGAACAGUGACCAGAAUUAUGCCAGAUGUUGAGCAAGAGCUUGGUAGAAGAGGACCAGAACAGGCAAACUCCAUGGUUGUCUCAUCACUUUUGUCGUCUCCACCUGCUGAGUCUGCUGUGUCUUCGCCUCCUACGACACCAAUGCAAUCGGCACUUGUUACAGCUUCUAAUACAGUAAUGUCUCCUGAAGUUGCUCAGAAACAGGUUACAAUUAAACCUGUUGCCACUGCUUUCCUUCCAGUGUCUGCUGUGAAGACGGCAGGAUCGCAGGUGAUCAAUCUGAAGUUUGCGAACAACACUACAGUCAAAGCCACCGUCAUUUCUGCUGCCUCAGUUCAGAGUGCCAGCAGUGCCAUCCUGAAGGCUGCCAAUGCUAUGCAGCAACAAACAGUGGUGGUACCAGCAUCCAGCCUUGCAAAUGCCAAACUCGUGCCAAAGACUGUCCACCUCGCUAACCUUAACCUUUUGCCUCAAACUGCUCAAGCGACUUCUGAACUCCGUCAGGUGCUUUCCAAAGCGCAACAGCCCAUAAAGCAGGCACUAAUCACUGCUGCUUCCACCCAGCCUGCCAAAAAGGUAUCUCGAGUCCACGUGGUGGCCCAUUCCCAGAAUGCAGUGGUUGAGACGUUUAACAAGGUGCUGAGCAGUGUAAAUCCAGUCCCUAUCUACACGCCUAACCUUAAUCCUCCAACUAAUGCUAAUAUCACUAUACCGCUUCGUGGGUACAAAUGCUUAGAAUGUGGUGACUCAUUUGCUUUGGAGAAGAGCUUGGCACAGCAUUAUGACCGGAGGAGUGUGCGGAUUGAAGUCACAUGCAACCACUGUGCAAAGAACUUGGUCUUUUUCAACAAGUGCAGCCUUCUUUCACAUGCUCGUGGGCACAAAGACAAGGGUGUGGUUAUGCAGUGCUCCCAUCUCAUUAUGAAACCCAUUCCUGCAGACCAGAUGAUCAUUCCCAGUUCCAGUAAUACUAUUUCCGCCACUACUAUAUCUGCGCCGGUCUUGACAUCUGCAGGUGGCACUGCAAGUGCUGUUGCAAAAACUGUUGCGAGCAUACCCAGUGCAGUGAUCUCUGCGCCUGCCAAUGCCCCCAUUCUCCCAGCAAUGCCCCUCGAUGAGGAUCCGUCGAAGCUUUCCCGACAUGGCAUGAAGUGUUUGGAGUGCAGUGAGACGUUUCUGGAUGAGAUCUUGCUCGCAACACAUUUCCAACAUGCUGCAGAAGCAGGAGGACAGACAUGUCAGAUAUGCCAGAUGUUACUUCCCAACAAGUGCAGUUUUUCAUCGCACUUAAGAAUACAUCAACACAAAUCUCCAUACACAUGUCCGGAAUGUGGAGCGAUAUGCAGGUCCUCGCACUUUCAGACUCAUGUCACCCGAAAUUGCCUGCACUACACCCGUAAAGUCGGAUACCGCUGUAUACACUGUGGCGUUGUCUACGCUGACCUAGCAGCGCUCAAAUCUCAUAUCCAAGGUGCCCACUGUGAGAUCUUCUAUAAAUGUCCUAUCUGCCCCAUGGCUUUCAAGUCAGCACCGAGUACUCAUUCACACGCCUACACGCAGCAUCCAGGCAUCAAAAUAGGAGAAGCUAAAAUCAUCUACAAAUGCUCCAUGUGUGACACAGUCUUUACUCAGCAAACCUUGCUGUGCAGCCAUUUUGAUCAACAUGUUGCUAAGCAGAAAGUGUCAGUCUUCAAGUGCCCAGAUUGUGCGUUGCUGUAUGCGCAGAAACAGCUCAUGGUAGAACACAUUAAGUCCAUGCAUGGCACACUCAAGAGCAUUGAGGGUCCUCCCAACCUGGGGCCUCAGCAGCCAUUGGUCACAAAGCCAGUAACUACAUCAGCAGGACAGAAUAAAACUGAUGGGAGUGCUGUUAAUGGCACUGACCGGCUUGGGAAGAAACCUUCGGUGGUUGUGAGGAAAACUGGGAGCCGGUCAAAAGCAAAUAACCCUGGCUGGAUGUGUCAAGACUGCGAGGAAUGGUUUCCUGAACGAGAGGACUACAUUUCUCACAUGAAAAAGGACCAUGGAAAGCAAAUGAAGAAGCACCCAUGUCGUCAAUGUGAGAAAUCCUUCAGCUCUUCGCACAGUCUCUGCCGGCACAAUCGCAUCAAGCAUAAAGGCAUCAGGAAAGUGUACACAUGCUGGAACUGCCCAGAUUCAAAACGUACUUUCACCAAACGGUUUAUGCUAGAGAAACACAUUCGACUCAUGCAUGGUAUUAAAAAUCCUGAUGUGGCACAAAUGACGGAGACAACAACAAUAGUAGAAUCCCCAAAGAAAGAAGAGAACAAGAUGCCGUUACCACCGAAGAGAAAGUUGGAGGAUGCAGUGGUGGAGCUCCGACCUCCUCCUAGAGGAGCCAUUACGCAGCCUUUGAAGAAGCUGAAAAUCAACGUCAUCAAACUCAACAAAUGUGCCGUGUGCGGCUUCACCACAGAGAAUGUAACUCAGUUCCAAGAACACCUACCCCAGCACAAGACUGAUGGCUCAACCUUCCAGUGCAGGGAGUGUGGCCUCUGUUAUACCUCUCUCCAGUCUCUAACCAGACAUUUGUUCAUUGUCCACAAGAUGAAAAAUGCCCAGCAAGUUGCCAGACAAAAUGGGGCCAGGGAGGAGAACCCGGCAGAUAGCAAAGUGAGCCUGGAGGACAGUCAGGCUGAAAUGAUGCUGACGGACAAAAAGUGCAAAGUUUGCUCCAAAACUUUUGAAAGUGAAGCUGCCUUGAACACACACAUGCGGACACAUGGCAUGGCCUUCAUAAAAUCCAAGCGGUUGUGCGCAUCAGAAAAAUGAGGAGCAACUCUCUCAAAAUGACAUUCAGUUCACAAACAGUAGAGGUGACUUCAUGCAGAAGGGACCGCUUUGGUUGGGACAAACUGUCCCCUGUUGCAGCUUUUACUGGAACGUCAUGUAAACCCCUCAAACGCCUCACUUGUACAGACUGUAGCUGUUGUCAUUGGCCCAGCAUCACUUCUAAGCUGUUGUUUGAUUAAAAGAAAAACUCAACACUUUGAAGAAGCAUACAUUUUUUUUGUACAGUUGCAAUGCAUAUUUACUUCAAUUUUUAUGCUACAUUACAGAGUUCUCUUGUCAUCAAAAACCUUGCUCACUUUUGGUCACCAUGUAGUGAAUUGGUCUUCAGCAUUGAGAUAUUAAUGGUAUUCUUUGAUUUUAUUUAUAGAAAAACAGGGGAAUUGAAUUUCAAUUAACCAGAUUUUGUUAAAAAUGUUGUUUACUUACCUUAAGCUGCUUUAUCUGAACACUGUCUAUUUUAAAUUAGGAAUUUGUUUCCGAUGGACCAAAUUAAACAGGGAUGUAUUGCAUCAUCAUUGGUAACUUGAUUAGUUGUUCAAAUAUGUGGUGCAUUGAAGGAAAAAAAAGUUUCAGGAAAAUAACCCCUAGAAGGUAUGUGUGUGAUUGUGUUCAAGUCUGAAAAACAUGAAUGCUUGUGGGCUACUUAAUAUUUAUUUUUUAAAAGAUUGACAAGUGAUGGUUUCCUUUCAAUUAACAAUGAAGACCUUUUGAGAGAAAUUAGUUAUGUGUGUUAGCAUGUGUGUGUGUGCGUAUGUGUGUUCAUGUGAGUAUUCGCAUGUGUGUGUGUUCAUGUGCCUAUUUGCGUGUGUGCCAAUGAGUAGGUGUCUGAGAGGUGACUGUUUUUCCAAUGCAGAAAUAGGACACUUAUAAACUGGAUCAAUGAACAGAAACUGGUUGCCAUUUCAGAUUUUGGUUUUUAAGUUAUAGAAAUUGAAGUACAGCCAUACAAAUUUUGCAGAGUAUAAUUAUACUUCCUGCAUUCUGUUUGUUUUCCCUAGCGCCCUUUAAUGUUUUCUUAUAGCAGCUCACUCACCUUACCAAGUCAAGGAUGGGUUUACACAGGCAUCAUAAACCGAACUGGUCUAGUACCAACUACCUUCAGUUCAGUCAUCCAGAAGAAAAUUAUGUCUUGGUAAUCAGAUACAAUGGGUGCAUUGUCUUAAUGUGAAUGUAUCCAAGCAAUAAUCCAUGGGCCAUAUGCAGCUGGAGGUUUUCAAAUGGCUGUUCUUUAAGUUACUGACUCAUUGUCAGAAAAAUUCUCAUUAAACCAGAGAACUCGGGAUCUGUUUGUUUACUUAGAAAUGGAGCAGACUGAAAAGCACCAUUGCAGACCAACCAUCCAGCCAGCAUAAUAGCUUGAGGUACAUAGACAUUAAUGGGAGUAUUAAUUAAAUAUUUUAUAUGUGGCCUGCAAGGCUCCAUGUGCUGCACUCAAGCAUCCCACAGAUAUAAAAAGUAAUUUUGGACACUUGGCUUUAGGCUGUUGUAGGAACUAGUUGCUUCCUCUAGGGGCUCUUACAGUAUUACGGUGGCACCCAGUGGCGAAAGUUCAGAAAUACAGCUAAUGGUAUUUGUUUAAGUAGCCAGUGUUGUUGAAGAAGGAGAUACUUAAAAAUUGCAUUACCAAAGGCUGAGAAAAAUAAAGAGAAAUUGGGCUGACCAGUACUACUGUAAUUAGGACUGAUGUUUUUCAAUGUACACUUGAAUCCUGCAAGAUUGAGCUUUCACAGAUAGUGGAAAUGUUCCUGAUAGCUUUUCUCCUCUGAAGAGUAAACAUUAAUAUUUGUUUUGGCCUGGUAAAGUCAUUAUUUUGUUUAGAAAAGUCCUAUUCUAAGAUUCAGGUUGGACAGACAAUAAGAAAUGAAAUGACUGCAAGGUGCUCAUAUUUUUCAUGUUUAACUAAUGUCUUUCUUUGCUAAAGUUUUCCUUUAAUCACAGACAAAGCUUUUAACAAUAUCGCUUCUGAUUUGACUAAAUUCCUAUCAAGUUUGACCAGAUUGUUUGCUGCAGUAAUCUUUUGCUUUAUCUAAUUUCUACACAGGAUGCCAAUUGUAGUUGUUGAUAUAACUCCUCCCACUUCUAAAUAAGUCUCCUUUAUUCAUUCAUGGGAUGAUGUGGGCAUCACUGGCUAAGUCAGCAUUUAUUGCCCUUGUUCAGAGGGCAUUUAAGAAUCACAUGUAGUCCAGCAGAUUUCCUUCCCUAAAGGGUAUUAAUGAGCCACCAAUGUUAUGGUCAUCAGACUUUUAAUUGCAGGUUUCACCAUCUGCCAUGGUGGGAUUUGAACCCAGGUCCCUUGAAGUAUUACCCUGAGUCUUUGGAUUAUUAGGCCAGUGGCAGUACCACUACACCACCACCUCCCCCAGUCUGUUGGAAUGAUAAUGUGGCUCUACCCUAUACUGUAAAGGUUUUUUCCUCUCCAACCUGUUGUAAACUUCUAAUGAAUGCUGUGAAUCCAUACUGUGCGGUUAAGGUGGGGGGAAGACACAAUAAUGACUCCAUGGCACAGCAUGACUAUCAGAAGAGAACCAUGAAAUAUUUAUACUUUAAAGGGUGCUGUCGUAUUGCUAACUUGCCUUAUAGCAUACUUUUUAAUGUUUGUAAGUGGAAGAGAAUGCACUGACAAGCACCAUGCCUAACACAAAUACUGUUUUUCUCCCAGCUUUGAUAGAGCACUGGAAGGGCUAGGGGGUAGUGGGUUUGCAGCACCUCUGGUGAAGCUGGGUUCAAGUGAGCCUGAACUGAUGGAUUGCCUGUUUUCUUUGUUAAUUGUAAACAUCCUAUAUGAAAUAAGGUUAACACAAUCUCAGUGCAGUUCCUCGUGACCUCUUCUGUGACACUAAUUGGUAUUAAGCUGGCAAUUUCAAUCAAAUGUUGAGAUUGCUACUUAGUGCCAUGUGCCAUGUGUAAAUGGAAACAGCACAUUGAUGGGAUAGGAGAUGCUUCACAAAAUUGGGAAAAAAGCACACAAUUGUAGAAAAUAGAGGAAGCCUCACUCUGCAUCUAACUCAUUUGAUUGCAAUUUAGCAAUGUUUGGUGCUGAAUUGGGUGCAAAACAUCUCUUGCUCUAGCAUUGGCAUUGCUCAGUUUAACAAAAAAAACAAAGAAAUUAGGGGGAAACUAAAGUAAUAAUAGAGACUGUGAUGUAACAGAUUAAAGCAUCCAGAAGCACAUGAAUUUUGUUAAAUUCAAUCUUUUAAAACAAAUAUUUGGAGGUUUCUCAUCUACUGCAUAGUGCAAGCUCCUCCAAACAACAGAAUUAGCACACCAAAGUUUCCAGAGCAGUUUUGUUGGGAAAACAGUGAUAAGGCCCUUUUUCUUUUAAACACUGUGAAGCCAAGUGUUGCUCAACAUCCGGGAAUCACUUGAAUUUUGUUAAGUCAAUCCUUUUGAAAAAAACUAACUUCCAGACUCUUUGUUUUGUUAUUUGGUUAUCCUGUACACAUCUGUGGCUCUGUAGUGUAACUUUCAUUGCAAUCAGAGUGGAAUUGCAGCAGUCUUGCACAAAACUUUAAUUAGAAAAAAAUAUAUAGAAUGAUGAUAAAAUUGGAUUCUAUCAACUGGGUGGAUUUGGUGCACAGUAUGCGAAGGUUAUAUCUUUGUGUUUAGUUUGUUAUUGAUUUUAGAAUUCAAAACGUUUUACUUUAACUAAGCAGGUGCCCAAGCCUGGAGUGUAUUCCCCAAAGUUUUUUCUAAAAAUAAAGUAGCAGUGUACCAGGGAAUUGGUUAUAUAUAGGACUCAUUAUUCUACCUAUCAUUCCCAAUACAGCACAGGUAGAAGUCCAUUGCCCAUUAUCUGUUGUUACUACUGGUCUUUGUCCACACUCUUUGAUUAUUCUGCUAGAUCCUUAGCAGCUUUAGUUAAUAGAUGACUGCCCUGGACUUCACACAAUGGCAGAAAGCUCUCCUUUGCAACUGAUGUGAAUUUUAUUUCAAUUAACCAAUGCCCUAAUUAUGUGAUGGGCCCCUUCCAAUUGUACCUGAAUGUCCUUAUUUAAACAAGAGUUUAGCAAAUUGCUGUAUUUUUAAUACUAUGGCUGAGUGGGAUUCGAAAGAGCAGGUUGUUUUCAUUAACUGUGGAUAUCUAAUGUUGGGAGAAGGGUGAAGCAGGCUGAAGUGAUAACAGUUAAACAAUACCAUGGCAUCAGUCAUAUUAACAAUAUCAAUGAAUACUCUGAGGAGUUCAACUCCAGACAGGUUCUGCAUUUUAUCAGCAGGUAGCAUAAGUGACAUUUUCAACAAGGCUGCAAUGAGCAGAAAUGAUACAGGAAAAAGCGCUCUUCUGUUUUACGGUUGUAAAUUGCUCCUCAUGCAAGUCUGAGCUUCUCAUUAUCAUAUUUUUUGAGGCUUUUAUAUCUUGUGUGUUUAGUCCAAUAAAAAUUUUGUACUUUUUUAACAUGUUUUUUUUUGGUGUAGACUUUAAUGGCAUGAAAAAAUGUAGCCAUUGUCUUGUUACGUUCCUAGGGCGUGUCUUGCUGCUGUCGUUGAUAGUAAAAUUUGUCAGCUGUAAUCUCAUCAAAGUUUAAACAUUUAAUAAAUGUUUAAAGUAUUUAAAGAG
This is a messenger RNA of Carcharodon carcharias (great white shark), 9610 nucleotides long. RefSeq names its product zinc finger protein 532 (gene znf532). The transcript has 11 exons. Bases 1009 to 5034 code for a protein of 1341 amino acids. Lineage: Eukaryota; Metazoa; Chordata; Chondrichthyes; Lamniformes; Lamnidae. The record is from RefSeq and is a predicted model, not a curated record.